AUGACAAAGGCAUUAUUACUCUCCCUAGUGCACAAUGCCAGCACCCAGCUGAGUAACGAAAUCGUGGCACUGAAUGACGACAUCCUAUUUUUACAAAAUGAGUUAAGUGUGAGUAAGAACAAGCACUAUUCCGAUCUGGUGAAAAGAAAAACAGAAACAACAACCAAGGAACAGAACCUAAAACAAUUAAGUGCCUUCUUAACAAAAUACGUAAUGUUCUUGUUGGAUAAAAGGGAAGGCAAUGCACCAUCCGGUUGUUAUUACUCUCAUGUGAUGAGCAGAAAUGACGGAAUUGCAAGUUUGGUGGAAGGCAUGGACAAGGCGGACACAAGCAAUGAACACAUUGCAGCCGAACGUUUGAAAGAUUUGUACCAGAAGAAAAGUGUACUCGAGGAUAUACUGCAUUUGCUACAGAUAAGUGAGGUAGAAAAGUUAAGUGAUAACAAAUCGCAAGAUAUAUUUUCCGACUUGAUGUUUCAGCUGAAGAGUUCGAUCCUCGGGGGAGCAGAACAUUUGUUCAGUAGGAUGCAGAACAUUGGGGAAGGGGCUAAGUUUCUGUCUGGCAAAGCGAAUAACAAUGGUAGUGAUAAUAAUAGUGAUGAUGAUAAUGAUGAUGAUGGGAAUGCUGCGCGAGGGGACCGCUCUUCCACCGCGGCAUCGGUAGGGUCAGGAAUAAACUCCAGCUUCGAAGAGGUGAGCGAUUUGGAGGAAGCAAGAGGCUCAUCAAAUGCCCACGCCGAUGGCACACUGAGGGGAGGAAGCCCUGUUAAAAGUCCCUCACUAAAUAGACACAUCUCAGAAAAGGGAAGCCCCCUAAAGUGUAAGUCCCACACGGAGGAGAAACUCCUUCCAAAGAGUGGCUCUCUCACAAGUCCAUUUUUAAAAAAAAAGCAAAAUCGCAGGAGCAGAAAUAAUCGGGGCCACUCCUCCCUGGAAAAGUUCAAUGUGAUGAGAAAAUGUUUUAGCAACACGGAGGGGGCUUCCACGUCGUUCCUCUUUGAUCGUGAUAGGAAGAUGAACGAAGGAGCAGCAGACAUACCAACCCGGAGCAGCACAAAUGAAAAAAGUAAAAUUCCCAUUUGGGGGAAAUCCUCCCAUGAAGAAUCAGUCCAUCUGAAGAAUAAACAUACAAACGUGGCAGUCCUGAAAGAGCACAUCGAAAAAGGUAGUCCCAAAAUUUCAGUUAAGCCUAUCCCCCCGUCGAUAAAUAAAACUCGCAAAAAUGUGUGCACAAGGAAGGGGAACAAUCGACCGAAUGGUGAGCCAUGGGAAGAACGUGAUCAAUCUGGUUCGUUUGAUUCGCUCUCUUCAUCUUCCUCUUCCGAUGCGUCAGAAUCGAGAGGACCUGGGGGGGAGAGAACCCGAUCGGGCAGUCAGAUGGGGAGGAAAAAGUACCUUAUCAGAAUAAACAGAAAGGGGCAUGGCAGUUUUGAAGUUAAAAAGGAGGGAGCAAACUCGUCCGGUCGUGUCUACGAUUUUGAGGUGAUUUAUGAGGGCGUCGAUGGAGUGGCCGAUAGAAUGGAUGCCGCUUCACCCCAACGGAGGACGCACAAACAGUUGGUGCAUUUUUCAUUUUUGAGGAGGGGGGGAAAAGUAUGUGGCGUGGAAAAGUUACACAUUGGGGAAAUUGACUUGGUGAGGAGUUUCCCCUUCGGGAGUACCACAAAGGGUGGACCUCCCAAUGAAGAUGUGGAUGGUGUAUCGGCAGGGGUUCAGCUUGUGCCGCGGCGAAGAAACGAACGUACGAAGAAGGAGGCACAUAAACGAAUCAAUCUGCUGGAAGAGAAUUUAAAAAAUUUAAAGGAGGAAAAUUUCAGGAAGAAGUACGAGCUGACGAGAAUAAUAGACGACAUGAAAAAAAAAAAAAUGAAAAAUAUUGUGACGAACGAUGAGGCCAUGUACGAUGUAGAGGCAGAGUCCUACAACAUGGAGUUUGUAGAAACGAAUCGACUACGAGGACUGUACAUCCACAUGCUAGACAAGCAGAGCCAAUUAGAGAAAGACAGGAAUUUCUACAAAAAUGAACUCGAAAAAUUGCAAGAAGAUAUGAAAAACAACACAGCUCCGUUGGCAGAAUUUCUGAGAGAAGAGAAGGAGAAAUUCCUACAAAGAGAAAAAGAAUUCUACAACAGGGAGAAGAAAUAUUUCCAAGUAAAGAAUAAACUGAGGAAAAAAAUUAUUCACCUUCAGAGCGAGUUGGAGAUAGCCGAAGGGAAAUUGAACAAAGAGAGGGAAGAGAAUAAAAUCUUGAAAAGUACCAUCACGGAAAAUCUCUCCAUUAUAGAAAAAAAGGAUAAUGAGAGAAGAAACUCAGAACAGGAAAAUGAAUCCAAAAUGAGAAUUUUAAAUACAGAGCUGCAGGAACUUAUGGACACCGUGGUUGUAGAGAAAAAAGAAAAAAAUAAAUUGCAGGAAGAAAUCUCUCUCAUCAGGAAAGACAUGGCUUUUGAUAAUUUCAAAAAAGUUGUACUAGGAAAAAUAACCAAAACGAACGGUGACAUAAAAUAUCUGGCGGAGAUCCUAGAAUUGUUAACGAAGGAGUUGGAGAAUAAAAUAUCCAAGGAGAGUUCCAAUGAAAAACAUCUGCGCGAACUGAAGGAGGAAUGCACGAAGAAAGCGCAACUGUUAAGCAGUGCGGAGGAUAAAAUGAAGCAGGAUAAGAAAAAAAUGAGGAAAAUGAGGGAGGAGAUAUUCUACCUGCAUGAGAAGAAUAGGAACCUGUUGGACAGCGUCAAGUGUAUGGUUGCCCAGGGUGUUGGUGGAUUUUCUAACGGUAACGAGGUUAUCACCGCAGACGGGGGGACGUCCUCCCGAGAGGAUGGAUACUAUUGCUCUUCAGACGAACGAGGCGGAGUAGUAGUGCAUCCCCCACGGGAAAACACACAGAUUGCCCAAUCGGAUGACAUCCAUAAGAGGAACAGAAAAGGGAAGACGGGGCGCAGGCUAACCUCAGCCAAAAGACGAUUCAGCAAAAAUGAGGGAAGCUUCACCAGCUUCUCAGACAACAGUUCGCUAUUUCUGUGCCACGACAUGGACACCAAGCGGGGGUAUUCAUCCGACGAACUGACAACUGGCCCGGCAGACCCAACGUACGUGUGCCGAGGAUUAAUUCGCCACAGCUUGAAGUGA
Messenger RNA from Plasmodium coatneyi, 3129 nucleotides. RefSeq lists its product as uncharacterized. Lineage: Eukaryota; Apicomplexa; Aconoidasida; Haemosporida; Plasmodiidae. Bases 1 to 3129 code for a protein of 1042 amino acids. The transcript has a single exon. The record is from RefSeq and is a predicted model, not a curated record.